CGCGCGUGUGUGCGUGCGCGCACGAGAGAGCGCGCGCGCAAGAGAAAGUCUCCCUUUCUGUGUUUAUGUUCUUUACGAAAGGCUGCUGCUUUGGACUGAUUAACCUGUAAAACUCGAAAGCUUGUUCAAGACGUAAGGCGUCACCCUGCCUGGGUGCGAUGUCCUUUUGACCCACAUGAGCUCGACUAUGUGGUACAUCAUGCAGAGUAUUCAGAGUAAAUACUCCCUUUCGGAAAGGCUUAUCCGAACGAUCGCUGCCAUUCGCUCAUUUCCACACGAUAAUGUGGAGGAUCUUAUACGCAAGGGAGCCGACGUGAACAGGAUGCAUGGCACUCUGAAGCCCCUGCACUGCGCCUGCAUGGUGGCUGAUACAGACUGUGUGGAGCUUUUACUGGAGAAAGGUGCAGAGGUAAAUGCUUUAGAUGGCUACAAUCGCACAGCACUGCAUUACGCAGCAGAGAAGGAUGAGGGCUGUGUGGAGCUACUGCUGGAAUACGGAGCUCAGCCCAAUGCUCUGGAUGGUAACAAGGACACUCCACUACACUGGGCUGCCUUCAAAGACAACCCAGAGUGUGUCCGUGCGCUGCUGGAGAGCGGUGCCCAUCCUAACGCACGUGAUUACAACAACGACACACCACUCAGCUGGGCUGCCAUGAAAGGAAACUUGGAGAGUGUACGUGUGUUGCUGGACUAUGGCGGCCAAGUUCACGUGACAAACCUGAAGGGCCAGACACCCAUUUCACGUCUGGUGGCUCUGCUGGCACGUGGCCUGGGCUCUGAGCAGGAGGAAGAGUGUCUGGAGCUGUUGUGCAGCGCUGCAGGGAGGUUGGAGGUGCGUCGGGCCGAUGGUUCCAUGCCUCACGAGCUUAGUAAACAUCCAGAGCUUCUGGCACGCCUCUCCGGCAUGAUGGCUCAGCCAGCAUUGCUGAGGGAUCUGGCCCGCUGCGCUGUACGUAACAGCCUUGGAGUGCAGUAUCUCCCCACAGCUGUAAAGCAGCUUCCACUGCCUGAGUCUGUUAAACAGUAUGUACUCCUCAGAAACAUUGGGUAUAAACAAGACAAAGAAAGAGAGAAAGAGGGAGAACAGACUCUCUGUAAUGCACUGCAGAGCAAGUAGUUAUGUAUAAUCAUUAAAGGCACACAAAUCUGUAUAUUAAUAUAUUUCCAGCAGUCUCUUUAAUAGGAACACCCAUAGAUUUGAUCAUUAUCAGCCAAUCACAUGGCAGCAGCACAACGCACAUCUUGCAGGUAGACGUCAAGAGAUUCUGUAUCACGAUAGUGAUGUGAUCUCAGUGACUUUAAAAGAGUCAUAUUGUUGUUCCAGACAGGUUGAUUUGAGAAUUAAAGAAACUGCUGAUAUAGUAGUCAUACGACAGUCUCUAAUGUUUACAAAAAAAACAACUACUAAGCAUGUCUUUGGAUAAAACACCUUGAGGCCAAGAAUAGUACAGACAGACUUGUUUGAGACAACAGGAAGGAAACAGUACCCAAAUGAUCACACUCCGUAUGACCGUGGUGAGCAGAAAACUGUUUCACAAUCAGAAUCAGAUUCAGAAUCAGAAUGUGUUGACACACACAAGGAAUUUGGUUCCAGCUAUUUGUGACUCAAAAGUACAGACAUUAAUAACACAAUACUAUACAUUUAGCUUGGACUGUACAAGAAAAGACAGACGAUGUGAGACGAUGCACAACAUGUUAAGAAUUUAGGUGACUUAAGGCGACUGGACUACAGGGGGACGAUACGGUAGUCUGGUGCUCGAAAAUCUAUUUGCAUAAAUGACCAUUAAGGUGUUCCUAUUAAAAUGGCUGAUGUUUGCAUUAAAGAUUUAGUGUUACCCCCAUUUUUUAUUCCUUCUAAUUAAUUUCCUGUCAUGUUAAAAUAUGAUAUCAGGACUACUGUGCACAAAUGUUCAAGCUAUUGUUACUUCAGGCAAAACUUAUCAAAAAUCUUUCAAUGCAAUGAAGGAAAAAAAUGGGUAAUAGGAUAAAGUAUAGAAAUUGCUAAUAUAUUGUAUAAUUCUUAUUAACAUGACACUUGCUUUGGCCUUUGACUGUAUAAUUUUAAUUUUAAAACGAAUAAUCGCCUCGUUGUGUGGACGAUACCAUUUUAGUUGAGAUCGUAAAAUAUAUUUGUAACUGAAGAUUCUUUGAGAAGGCAAAUAGUAUGUUAUCAGACCUUUCAAUUAAAUAUGUACGAUCAGAUUUAAACAAAAAACAAAAGUAUAAUUUACAGGCUACAAAUUCUGGUGCUUCUCUCAAGACUGUGUUUUUUUUUUCCCCUUUAAUGAGAACCCCAUAGAGCAUGCAGUGUACUUUUAAACUUCAAGGUGUAAUAAGGACCACCGUCUUACCUUUGUUGGUAUAUUUGCAUAGUUUGUACUUUGAGGGAACAAAUCAUGUACUGGAUAAUAGUUUCUGAACGCUUCCUAUUCGAUUUAACACUAGCGUCCUUUUUUGCAGUUCUGAAUUUAAUAAGCUCAUAAUCAGUUUAGUUGCUGAUCUUUUCUGAGAAACACCCCCCCCUCUCUGUGUUUCUUCUGUAAUUUAUGUUUGUACACUGAUAAUCUAAUUAGAAAAUUAGCCCGUGUGAUGUUUAUGUCUGUAUUGUGUGCAGCCAACCACUUUACACACUUUCCUUGUGGAAUACAAGUAAAAUCCAUUCUGCAUCACAUAAAAUGGCAGUUCAGUUCA
This is a messenger RNA of Tachysurus vachellii, 2691 nucleotides long. RefSeq names its product ankyrin repeat and SOCS box containing 8 (gene asb8). The coding region runs from base 176 to 1117 and encodes 313 amino acids. The record is from RefSeq and is a predicted model, not a curated record. Gene Ontology annotation, molecular function: protein binding. Lineage: Eukaryota; Metazoa; Chordata; Actinopteri; Siluriformes; Bagridae. The transcript is spliced from 4 exons.